Messenger RNA from Balaenoptera acutorostrata (minke whale), 7211 nucleotides. RefSeq names its product interleukin 4 receptor (gene IL4R). Gene Ontology annotation, cellular component: membrane; external side of plasma membrane. Bases 402 to 2864 code for a protein of 820 amino acids. The transcript has 12 exons. Gene Ontology annotation, molecular function: protein binding; cytokine receptor activity. Gene Ontology annotation, biological process: cytokine-mediated signaling pathway; production of molecular mediator involved in inflammatory response. The record is from RefSeq and is a predicted model, not a curated record. Lineage: Eukaryota; Metazoa; Chordata; Mammalia; Artiodactyla; Balaenopteridae.
GGAAAGCCCCGCCUGGUGCAGCCAGGGCUGGGACGGCCACCCGGGGUGUCUCCCACUUGCCGCUCCGGCGCUGGCGCGGCGACUGGACCCGGAGCGCGCAGGACCGGCUGCAUCCUGUCUGCCGAGCCAACCUCCCACCCCCUCCACGUCGGUUUGCAGCCUAGAGAGGGAAGAGGAGCAGGAGGCCUGCACACCCACUGGGUUCAGGAAGAGACCCGCUGCGUCACUUCUGUACUGCUGCUGGCUUCUGACAUUUCAAGACUCAUCUCCCCCCAGAUAAAAAGAGGUAACAUCUUACAAAACUAUAGUUCAGUAUCACAACCAAGGUAUUGACAUUGAUGGAAACCACUGAUCUUCCUCAGAUUGCCUCCAUUUUACUGCAGGCGCUGUAGGAUCUCCCGAUGGCGUGGCUUCACUCUGGGCUCGCGUUUUCCGUGGGCUGUCUGAUCCUGAUGUGGGUGGCACGCUCUGGGAGUGUGAGGGUCCUGCAGGGGCCCACCUGCUUCUCCGACUACAUCAACAUCUCCACCUGUGAGUGGGAGAUGGCCCAGCCCACCAACUGCAGAGCCGAGCUCCGCCUGUUCUACCAGCUGGAAUUUUUCUCCUUUGAAAACCACAUGUGUGUCCCCGAGAACAGAGCUGGCGCGGUGUGCGUGUGCCAUAUGCAUAUGGAUAACGUGGUCAGCGCGGACACCUACCAGCUGGACCUGUGGGCUGGGGAGCAGCUGCUGUGGAAGAGCUCCUUCAAGCCCAGUGAGCAUGUGAAACCCCUGGCGCCCAGAAACCUCACUGUUCACCCCAACACCUCCCGCACGUGGCUGCUGACGUGGAACAACCCGUACCCUCCUGAGAAUCACCUAUACUCCGAGCUCACCUACCUGGUCAACAUCUCAAAUGAGAACGACCCCACGGAUUUCAGAAUCUAUAACGUGACCUACAUGGGGCCCACCCUCCGCUUCGCAGCCAGCACCCUAAAGUCUGGAGCUUCCUACAGCGCACAGGUGAAGGCCUGGGCUCAGAGCUACAACAGCACCUGGAGUGAGUGGAGCCCCAGCGUCAAGUGGCUUAACUACUACGAGGCGACCUUGGAGCAGCGCCUCCCACUGGGCGUCAGCAUCUCCUGCGUCGUCAUCCUGGCUGUCUGCCUGUCCUGCUAUGUCAGCAUCAUCAAGAUUAAGAAAGAAUGGUGGGACCAAAUUCCCAACCCAGCCCACAGCCCCCUCGUGGCUGUUAUCAUCCAGGACUCUCAGGUGUCACUGUGGGGGAAGCGGUCCCAAGGCCAGGAACCAGCCAAGUGCCCACACUGGAAGACUUGUCUUGCCAAGCUUCUGCCCUGUUUACUGGAGCAUGGCAUGGAAAGGGAUGAAGAUUCCUCCAAGCCUGCUAGAAAUGAGCCUUUCCAGUGUCCUGGAAAAGUAGCAUGGCACCCCAUGGAGGUCAACAAGACAAUCCUCUGGCCAGAGAGCAUCAGCUUGGUUCGGUGCGUGGAGCUGUUUGAGGCCCAAGUGGAGAAUGAAGAAGAGGAAGUGGAGGAAGAUAAAGGGAGCUUCUGCCCAUCACCUGACAGCAGCGGGGGCAGCUUCCAGGAGGGCAGGGAGGGCAUCGCAGCCCGGCUGACAGAGAGCCUGUUCCUAGACCUACUCGGGGGUGAGGAUGGGGGCUUUAGCCCACAGGGCUUGGAGGAGUCCUGCCUUCUUCCACCUUUAGAAAAUCCAAGUGCUCAGAGGCCCUGGGCCACGUUCCCAAGUGUGGGGCCCCAGGAGGCAUCGUCUGAGGACAAGGAGCCUUUGAACCCAGAGUCAAGUCCUCCGACCCAGAGCCCAGCCAGGCUGGCUUUCCCAGAGAUGCCCGGCGUCAUCACAGACUACCCCACUUGCCGCAGCUUCAGCACCUUCCUGAGCCAGUCCUCAGGCCCUGGAGAGCUUGACUCAGACCCACAGCUGGCCGAACACCUGGGGGAAGUGGACCCCGGCAUCCCCGCCGCCCCCCAGCAAUCUGCACUGCCCGCCGCACUCCAGCCUGAGCCAGAAACGUGGGAGCAGAUCCUGCGCCAGAGCGUCCUCCAGUGCAGGGCGGCCCCGGGCCCCGCCUCGGCCCCCAGCAGUGGCUACCGGGAGUUUGUGCAGGCGGUGAAGCAGGGCGGUGCCCAGGACAGCGGGCUGGAGGGCUUUGGCCCUUGUGGAGAGGCUGGCUACAAGGCCUUCUCCAGCUUGCUCGCUGGCAGCGCUAGCUGCCCGGGGACAUCUGGGGUUGAGCCCAGCAGUGGGGAGGGGGGCUACAAGCCCUUCCAGAGCCUCGCUCCUGGCUGCCCCGGAGCCCCUGCCCCAGUCCCCGUCCCCCUGUUCACCUUUGGACUGGAUGUGGAGCCCCCUUACAGCCCUCACGACUCACUCCUGCCAGGCAGCACCCCAGGGUGCCCUGGUUUGGAGCCAGUGGUCAAGGGAGAAGACAGCCAGAAGCCCCCGCUGUCCCCGGAGCCGGCCACAGACCCCCUCGGGGAUGACCUGGGCAAUGGCAUUGUCUACUCAGCCCUCACCUGCCACCUGUGUGGCCACCUGAAGCAAUGCCACGGCCAGGAGGAACGUGGCAAGGCCCACGUCGAGGCCAGCCCCUGCUGUGACUGCUGCCGUGGGGACGGGUCCUCACCCCCGGUGAGCCCCCUGAGAGCCCUGGACGCCCAGCUUGGUGGGGCUCCACUGGAGGCCAGCCUCUCCCCGGCCUCCCUAGCACCCUUGGGUGUCUCAGAGGAGGGUAAGCCCGCCCUGUUCUUCCAAACUGCCCCCAACAAUGCUCAGAGCUCAAGCCAGACCUCCACGGUGGUGGCCAUGCUCUCCCCAGGGCCCACGUGCACGGACACUUCCUAGGUGCGUGCCUGCUUCUUGCUGAAGUCUGCAGGUGAGGACUGGGCCUUACCCAUGACUGCGAAGUGCCUCCCUCCAGAAGGCAGCCAGGCUGGCAGUGUUCCGAAAGACUCAGAGAACCCUGGUGUGAAGUUGUGAAGUUGUCCAACACUGGGGUUACGGAGGCCGGACGCCCCCGGCUCCCAACGUUGGCCCGGGCUUGCCACGUCCCAUGGGAGUGGAGGGUGCCAGGCAGCUGUACCCACAGCAGGCACCCGCAGGGGUCAGGAGGUUCCCGGGCACCUUGGCUUGUGAAUGAGCUCUUGGUCAUUUCAUGGGUCCACAGCUGCCCCAGUGGACUAUCCCUGUCACGCUCAAGGCGUGUUUUGUCCACCGAGCUGCUCUGUUACCCAUGUCUUGCCCAAGCCGGGGGUCAGCUGCCACCAUCUCACUGGAUUGGAGGCUGAGCCUAGAAGCUAACCAAGCCAAUGGGAGAAUGACUUGGGAGGCCUUGGGAAACUGAGGUCCAGAAAGGGUGGUCGUUUGCCCAGAGACGCCUGUUCAUUUAACAGAGGUUGACACUGGCAGCAGAGUCUGAGCUGCGGAGGGGCGCUUAGUCAAGUGGGGUUAACGAGGACACGAAAAAUUGUGAUUACCGAGCAGUGACAGCUUGCUGCCAGCUUCCCACACAGCUGUAAGGGUGGGGGUUCCUGUUAAGCACUGGAUCCCCAGAACAAGCAUGCCUGGUGACCUUGGGGCCGGUGUGUACCCCCAUGCAUGCCGUUGCCGGCAUCGGUGGUUCAGAGGGAGUGGCUCAGGUCUCCUGAUCCAGCGAGCUGGGCGUCCGAGAUGCCGACACCAGGCAUAUCGCCUGCACCUCUGCCCGACCUCAGGUUGAGUAAUGCUUCUUUGUGUGUAUCUCAAAAAUUGUUUCAUCACCUGGUGUUUGUGUUUGCUGAGGAGGGUAGAAUGGGAGGGGAUGGAGUUUUGUAUAAAUAAAGGUUCUUUACCUCCUUCCCCACCCUCCUCUACCCCAUUUAUUAAACAAACAUACUGCCAGGCACUGUUUCGAGUGCUUUAUCUCUAUUAACUCAUAGAAUCCUCCCAUCCAGAGGUACUGAGACCAACCCAAGAGGUUAAGUAACUUCCUGUCUGCUUGGGUUUCCCUGAGACCAGGAUUCAAUUGCAGUUUGUUGAGAUAGGUGGCGAUCCCAGGAAGCCCUGCUUGGAGAGUGGGGAAAGGAGGCAGGGAAGGGCAGGAGGCAAUAAAAGGUGUUAUCACACAGAGUGCCAGCACGGGCAACAGAUGCUUCACCCCGCCGGGGGGCUUGGGCAGGCCAGGCACCGCGCAUGCCUAGAGGUGGGGAGCGGGCUGUUUGUCCACCAACUCCCAUCUGUCGUUGGUGGAGGGCUGCUGCCAGGGGCAACUCCCCAGCACUUCCAGCUGCUCCAGGAAAAAUUCCUCAGAUCGAGAGUUGCGGGGGUGGCGUGGGGGGGGAGCCGUGUUUGAGCAGCUUUGGGCACGUGAAGAUGUGGACAGGGCUGUGAUGGCAGCUGCUACUUUGCCAAGGUCACACAGCUAGUGGCAGACCCGUAGCUGAGCCAUUGCUCAGGCUCUCUGUAGGUGAUCCGUGCUUGACAUCUGGGCGGUGGGUGUAUGGAGUGGGCCUCAGACAGGCAGGCAGGGGAUCUUAAGCUCCUUUGUCUGCAAUCACUGUGUCUGAGUAGCCGCCCUGACUGCCACGCUUGCAGAAUGAAGGGCUCGGCUGUUUGAGGUUCCUUCCUGCUCUGGCAUUCUAUGUAAUACAUUACAGAGGUGAUGGGGAGCUCACUACUUCACAUGCAGCCUGAUGUUUGUGAGAACUGCCUCCUUUGUGCUGAGCCCAAGUCUAUCCCUUUAGCUGCCUGAGUCACCACCCCACACCCACGGUUUGCAGAUCAGGGAAACUGCUCUAGAGAGGAAAAGGGACUUGCCCAACGUCACACAGUGGCAGAACCUGAACUGUGGCAGAACCUGAACUAGCCCUCUGGACCUUUUGUCUUCAAGAGCUCUUUGUAAUAAAAUAUAAUACUUUAAAAUAAAAAUAACUAGUUAGGACCAAGCAAUUUGUUUGGUGUCAUACACUGUGUCACAGCUCUAGCGAGCAGGUUAUUAUCCCAGUUUUACAGAUAAGGGAGCAGGCCCAGAGAGGUUGAGGUUUAGCUUAGGGCCACACAACUGGGAAGUCCGGGAGCCAGGAUUUGAAUCCAGGUCUGAUUGCAGAGUUCCCAGCCACCACGGUGUGCUAUCUCAUGUACAGCAGGGCACCGACUCGAUUGUCAGCUCUGAUUAGCCUGCGGGUCAUCUCAGAAAAUCAGAUUUUAAAACUAAGCAGCCAGGGAAUUCCCUGGUGUCCAGUGGAUAGGACUCGGUGCUUUCACUUACGUGGCCCAGGUUCAAUACCUGGUCGGGGAACUAAGAUCCCUCAAGCCUCGUGGGGUGGCCAAAAAUAAAAUAAAAACUAAAAAAACUAAGCAGCCAACAGAGAAAAUAUACUUGCGUGAGUGCUGGAGAGCUGGUUGGAUUCCAAGUCCAACAGAAUUGAGACUGACUUAUUCUAUCCCCAGGAUCUUAGGAGGAAGACACCCAACUUGUCAGCUGAGGCUCAUAUUACAGAAUCCGCUGGGCUUUGGGAAACUAGAAUGGAGAACUAGGCAGAGACACCUCCCAUCUCUUAUCCGGAUUUCAACCCACCCUCCCAGGUUCAGGGAAGCUGGAGAGAGGUCACCGUUCUGGCUUCCUCAACCUCCUUCUGCAUCUUAACACAGGGAAGGAGGAAGCAGAGAGAGCGGGAAAGCCACACAUCCCACCGAUGUUUACUGAGAACCUACUAUGGGCCAACCACUGUGCUAGAUGUGAGGAAACUGUGAGCGACACAAAGUCCCUUCCCUCUUGGAUCUUACAGUUCAGUGGGGGAGACAGAAAUGUUAAAGACAAAAGGAAAAAAUAGGAGUCUGAGAUGGGGGGGUUAGCGGAGAGGUCUUUAAGGAGGUGACAUUUGAGCUGAGCCUUCAGUGACUAGAAGAACCAGGAUGGACUGGAGGAAGAGCAUUCCAGGCAGAGGACAGAGCAAGUGCAAAGGCCCUGAGGCACGAGAAGUUUGGCGAGUUCCCAGUAAGAAAAAUAAGCUACAGUGCAGUGAGCCAGGGACAGUGGUGAGAGAUAAGGUCAGGCAGGAUGGGGGACUGGAGUGAGGAAUUUAUAUUUUGGCUUAAAUGCACAUUAGCCCCACCCACUGAGAAACAUGGUCCAGUAGACACCCAUCUCUCUUCAAUCUCUCCAGUCCCAAACGUAAUCCAUCCAUAAGCAGGAGCCCAGGAGAGGAAGUGGAGGCACUGGAGCUGCUCCUCCAAUAGGACUCCCUCUCACCUCGCAGAAGUGGAGGACUAAGGUUCCUUCUGAUAACAGUGACGGAGUGCUUAACAUCCUCCUAGCUGCUCUUCUCACUCAGGAGUGAAGUGAAUCCCACCAGAAAUGUGUUGAUUAGCACAGGGGAGUGGCUGGCCGCCAGGGUCUUCCUUGGGAAUUUCUUUGAUAAAAGACUUUUAAAAAUCCCCUUAAAAUCUGAUCUUGACCUCCCAGGCACUAGUCUCCGAAUUAGGCAGGGAACCCAAGGGUCUUCGGGGUGUGAAGUCCCAGCCCCCAUCUCUGCUCUCUCGGUCUCCUUUGUCCUGCCUGUGCCUUCAUUUUUUUCGUUUGUAAAAUAAGAAGGAUAAUAAAAUCUGCAUUGGAGGUUGUCCUGAAGAUGGUCUACAUUAUCAUCAUCUUCAUCAUCUUCUGGGUUUACUCCAACCUGGCGGGGGCACAGGUAACAAGAGUGAAAAGGUACAACCAGCUUAGAAAUCUAGAAUUCUCAGCCUCAGCCACUGCUCUGGGCUUCCUCCCGUGGACCAAAAACAAACAAAAUGUUGCCUGCUGUUUCAGUCAACAAAGAAUGGUGUCUGCCAUUCUGGUAAACAAAAAUAUUGCUCACCAUCAAGCCUUCAGCCACUGCAGCUUCCCCAGGACAGGGAGCCCCGAAGGGAAUUUGGGAGAAAAACAGGAUACCAGCCCUAGACAGUUAAGAUGCAUAUCAAAGGAGUAAUUUCAAUAAGCCCAGACUCUCGCACCUUCCCAAACACAGAAAAGCACUAAAAUCAUUAACUUGAGAUGUCUGCUUUUUCUUGUGAUUAGCAAUAAUCUUUCCAUGUUCUACUACAUGUUUUGUUUUGUUUCAGCAAAAACUCUUAUAUAUCCAGGCUGCUCUCUUACCUCUUUGGAACAGUUCCUCAGAGCUAUCUGAGAGGCUGUAUCCUGGGCUAUAUAGUUCUCAGUAAUGUCCCUGAAUAAAA